ACAAUUAUCAUAUACCAUUCAGUAUUUUGUAUGGAUUUCUUACUCUUCUAUGGUGAACACUGUUCUCACCCCUCUUAUUGAUGGGGAAAAAGAAGUGUUGAGAAAUUGGUAACUAUCAAGCUCAAAUUCACAUCCUAAAGAUCUGACACCAGAUCUUUUAUCUCAAUUUCAACAGAAUAUACUUCCCACAUUAUGUUAGUCACAAACCUGCCUGCCUAAGGAAUUGAUCAUAUAUGUCUUUCUUCAUCAAUUAAUAUGAACCAACACCAUCAUAACCAAUGAGGGUAUGGUGGGUCAUAAUUUAUUAAACCUUUUGUUUACUAUUACCUAGUUUCUCAUUUUUAGUGAUCAGAAGUUAUUUUUGGUUGAAUAUCCUUGUGUAUUCCUCUUGUGUGCUUCUUUGUUCUUCAGCAAUUUCUUAAGGAUACAUUUCUAGAAGUGAAGUUUUGGGUGAAGAAUUUGCCCCAAAUGCCUGACCCUGUAAUACUUGUACUUAGGGGGUAAUACAGUGUUUGGAAGACAUAGUUGUUACCUUGGAGACCAAAUAUGCCUUGGGUUCUGGCUUUUCUGGAUUCUGUGCUUCACCAAUAGAGGAAUCCCAUGGAGCAUUAAUUAGUUCUUGCAAUUCCAGAACCAUGACUGAUGGGUUGGUGACAUUCAGGGAUGUGGCCAUCGACUUCUCUCAGGAGGAGUGGGAAUGCCUGGACCCUGCUCAGAGGGACUUGUACGUGGAUGUGAUGUUGGAGAACUAUAGUAACUUGGUGUCACUGGAUUUGGAGUCAACAACAUAUGAGACCACAAAAAUAUUUUCAGAAAAGGAUAUUUUUGAAAUAAAUUUUUCCCAAUGGGAGAUGAAGGAAAAAAGUAAAACCCUUGGCCUUGAGGCAUCCAUCUUCAGAAAUAAUUGGAAGUGCAAAAGCAUAUUUGAGGGACUAAAAGGAUAUCAAGAGGGAUACUUCAGUCAAAUGAUAAUCAGCUAUGAAAAAAUACCCUCUUACAGAAAAAGUAAAUCUCUUACUCCACAUCAAAGCAUUCAUCAUACAGAGAAACCCUAUGUUUAUAAGGAAUGUGUGAAGGCUUGCAGUCAUGGCUCAAAACUUGUUCAACACAAGAGAACUCAUACAGCUGAAAAACACUUUGAAUGUAAAGAAUGUGGGAAGAAUUAUUUAAGUGCCUAUCAACUCAAUGUGCAUCAGAGAUUUCAUACUGGUGAGAAACCCUAUGAAUGUAAGGAAUGUGGGAAGACCUUUAGUUGGGGAUCAAGUCUUGUUAAACAUGAGAGAAUCCAUACUGGUGAGAAACCCUAUGAAUGUAAAGAAUGUGGGAAGGCCUUUAGUCGUGGCUAUCACCUUACUCAACAUCAGAAAAUUCAUAUUGGUGUGAAAUCUUAUAAAUGUAAGGAAUGUGGGAAGGCCUUUUUUUGGGGCUCAAGCCUCGCUAAACAUGAGAUAAUUCAUACAGGGGAGAAACCUUAUAAAUGUAAAGAAUGUGGGAAGGCCUUCAGUCGUGGCUAUCAACUUACUCAGCAUCAGAAAAUCCAUACUGGUAAGAAACCUUAUGAAUGUAAAAUAUGUGGAAAGGCUUUUUGUUGGGGCUAUCAACUUACUCGACAUCAGAUAUUUCAUACUGGUGAGAAACCCUAUGAAUGUAAGGAAUGUGGGAAGGCUUUUAAUUGCGGAUCAAGUCUUAUUCAACAUGCAAGAAUUCAUACUGGUGAGAAACCUUAUGAAUGUAAAGAAUGUGGAAAGGCCUUUAGUCGUGGCUAUCACCUUUCUCAACAUCAGAAAAUUCAUACUGGUGAGAAACCUUUUGAAUGUAAGGAAUGUGGGAAGGCCUUUAGUUGGGGUUCAAGCCUUGUUAAACAUGAGAGAGUUCAUACUGGUGAGAAAUCCCAUGAAUGUAAAGAAUGUGGAAAGACCUUUUGUAGUGGGUAUCAACUUACUCGACAUCAGGUAUUUCAUACUGGUGAGAAACCCUAUGAAUGUAAGGAAUGUGGGAAGGCUUUUAAUUGUGGAUCAAGUCUUGUUCAACAUGAGAGAAUCCAUACAGGGGAGAAACCUUAUGAAUGUAAAGAAUGUGGGAAGGCUUUUAGUCGUGGCUAUCACCUUACUCAACAUCAGAAAAUUCAUACCGGCGAGAAACCUUUUAAAUGUAAGGAAUGUGGGAAGGCCUUCAGUUGGGGUUCAAGCCUAAUUAAGCAUGAGAGAGUGCAUACUAAUGAGAAGUCUUAUGGAUGUAAAGACUGUGGGAAGGCCUUUGGUAGUGGCUAUCAACUUAGUGUUCAUCAGAGAUUUCAUACUGGUGAGAAGCUUUAUCAAUGUAAGGAAUUCGAGAAGACCUUUACUCAUGGCUCAAAACUUGUUCAUGAGAGAACUUGUGGUAAUGAUAAACCCUACAAAUAUAAAGAAUGUGGGGAAGCCUUUCUGUGGACAACUUACUCAAAUGAGAAAAUUGAAACCGAUGAAACCUUAUGAUUGAAAGUUGUAACAGAACAUUUUGUGUGUGUGUACAGACAACUCAUCAUAAUAGGAACUCUUACUCUUAAGAAACCUUGUGAAUGUAAGGGAUGUGCAAAAGCCAUUCAUUUCUGUUUAUGGACAAUUAUCUUGCUAUCUAGCAAUUCAUACUAGUGAGAAAUACUUUGAAUAUAACUAAUAUGAAAAGGCCUUUAGACUUCUGUACAGUCUUAUUGGAUAUCAAUUUAUACUGAUGUAAAAUCAUUUAAAUGUAA
Rhinopithecus roxellana (golden snub-nosed monkey) is the source of this 2731-nucleotide messenger RNA. RefSeq names its product zinc finger protein 283 (gene ZNF283). Bases 636 to 2474 code for a protein of 612 amino acids. The record is from RefSeq and is a predicted model, not a curated record. The transcript has 4 exons. NCBI's taxonomy places the organism in Eukaryota, Metazoa, Chordata, Mammalia, Primates, Cercopithecidae. Gene Ontology annotation, biological process: regulation of DNA-templated transcription.